AUGGCCUUACAGGACCUGUGCGUUUCCCAGGACUUCCUUCUGGACACCAGCGAAUGUUCUUCAGUGGCUUUUGGAAAAAAGGACAGUUUUAACUUAGGGUGGUGCGGUUUGCCCUUUAGCAACAGCACAAAUUUGUUUAAUUUUUAUAUACCAGUUGCAGAGUACCUGGAUGAAAGCCCGAUACAGUUUGGGCAAAUCAGCACCGUCCAGAGAUCCAGUGCCAUCUCGUCUCAAAACUCCAUCUUACCACCCCUCUCCUUGCCCACAAGUCUUCCUCUGGCUUCCUCUCAGUCUAUCCCCCUGCCUUUCUCCAUGUCUCAUGGCACCACCACGCUGGCUUUCACGUUUCAGGGCGGCGUGCUGGCCGCAGCAGACACUCGGUCCAGUUGCUCUGGGCUAGUGGCGUGCCCGGCCUCCCAGAAGAUCCUGCCCAUUCACAGUCACUUGGUGGGUACCACGUCAGGUACUUCAGCCGACUGCGCCCUCUGGAAACGGAUUCUGGCUCGAGAACUGCGUCUCUACCAGCUCCGCCAUGGCCGACGGUUAUCCACGAGCGGAGCUGCCAAAUUGCUUUCAAACAUGCUUCACCCGUUUAAGGGGACUGAGCUGUGUGUGGCUGCCACGCUGUGUGGGUGGGAUGGAGGAGAGGUGGAGGGAGGUGCAAACACUGAUCUCAGUGACUGUAGAGAAAUGACAAAGAGUCAAAUGACUGAUCCGAGAACCUCUGCAGAAACCAGUCUUGAAGCUGCCUCCCCGGCAAAGGCAAAGACUCAGAGCUCCUCUUCAGCAGCCAGUGCUCGGCAGCGCUUUGCUAGAAGCACAGUGAGUUUCUCUGGACCCAGUCUGUGCUAUGUGUGCAGUGAUGGCACUCGCCUGCAGGGAACACUCUUCUCUGUGGGCUCGGGAUCACCCUAUGCCUACUCAAUUUUGGACCAAGGGGUCCAAUGGGGACUGACAGUGGACGAGGCCACGUCCAUCGCCAGGGAGGCCGUGUACAGAGCCACGCACAGGGACGCAUACUCAGGAAACUACGUGGACGUCUUUCACAUCACCUCAAAGGGAUGGACUCGCAGGAGCAGAGAGGAUCUGAAAGAGGAAUAUUACAGAGAAAAGGAAAGACGAGAGAGGAGGCAGAGACUGGACGUGACUCUGAGUAAAGACAUGAAACAAACAAAAAUGGCUUGA
Messenger RNA from Chelmon rostratus (copperband butterflyfish), 1185 nucleotides. RefSeq names its product proteasome subunit beta type-11-like. The record is from RefSeq and is a predicted model, not a curated record. The transcript has a single exon. Gene Ontology annotation, cellular component: proteasome core complex. Lineage: Eukaryota; Metazoa; Chordata; Actinopteri; Chaetodontiformes; Chaetodontidae. The coding region runs from base 1 to 1185 and encodes 394 amino acids.